Molecule: messenger RNA, 1842 nt
Organism: Hymenoscyphus albidus
Lineage: Eukaryota; Fungi; Ascomycota; Leotiomycetes; Helotiales; Helotiaceae
Source: the annotation of a GenBank genome assembly
AUGGCCCUCUCCAGCUCAAGAUUCGUCGACCUCUGGCGGGACGACAAUGUCCGUUCAGCCCUCCUAUCACAUCUUGAUGUCUACACAAUUUGCGCUUUGCGACUCACAAAUACAAAAUGUUGCGACUUCACAACCCGAGACCUUUUCAGAAGAACCCGCUUGACCUUUACACCAAGCUCGCUUACUCGACCUUCCCGCGUCGAGUCUCUCUCCAGAAUUGGUCCUUACAUCGAACACCUGACAUUCUCCAUGCCACACUCUCCAGAUGCCUUCCUUCCCCCACUCAUCAAUCCGGUCAAUGGUCAUGAAGUCAACUUUUUAUAUACCCCCAACACCACACCAACUUCCGUGAUUGCACGUCCAAAAUAUGGAUCUCCGGAACUUGCGGAUUUGUUAACACAACAAUACCCUCCUCUUUUUCAUGCUGCGACCAACGUCCCGGCCUUCAUCAGUGCGAUGAAAAAGAUGCCCAAUAUGAGGCAUCUCACCAUUUCCUGUCCAGGACAAGAUCCUGCUCAGAGAUAUAGACGUGAUUGUGUGGAUUACGCACUUAUCAGUCUUCGAAUCGCUAUUGAGCGAUCACCCUUUAUCUGCUUGGAGAAGUUGAGCCUGAGCCACAUCCAUGCUGCUGGUCUGCAGUACCUUCGUCACACGCCAGGGUAUGGAGCUACCCCUUCUGCUGGACGAAGAUGGAAGCAGAUCAAAAAACUUAACAUCGUUAUGGACUCUUGGGAUUUCCAAGGCCUGCGACCGGGGCUGGAUUAUCUCAAAAUUCUUGAUGAUUACAUCCGAAACUUUUCAGAGGGACUUGAAAAGAUCAGCUUCGGAUGGAAUGGAAGGAAGGGUCCUUGCCCCCUAACUUUGUUCACUGAUCCUUUAUUCGCUCCUCCGAGAAAAACAGCAAAGCUGUUUGCGGAGGUCACUUCUCCCAUGUCUCCUUUGCCCGAAGCACCAAGACGGGAAGCAAUGCACUUCCCAAAGCUCCGGUACAUGCAAGUCCGCAAUGCAACAAUGUCCUCUGAUCAGGUCGCCGAUUUCAUUAUGCAACACCAUCGCACAGUCAAAGAAUUUGACUUUGAGAACGUAUUCCUGACCAAUGGGGGUGCCUGGGAAGACGCUCUUGCUCCAUUGACAAGAAUCAGCGGAAGCUCAGAAUGGAUGUCUCAACACGGCACCUCAGAUGGCGACAGCUUUACUCAAAGCCAGGAUCAACUACAUUACCUUGAUGACCUCAAUGAGGUGAUCGAUAGUCUCUCCCGGAAACUUUCAUACGAUUGGCCUUCACCACCAUCGCCCGUCGAAGCGGGCGCAAAGGUUCAUGCUACCAAAAUCAAAAAGAGAGUAAGGAGACGUAGACGCAAGCAUACCCAUAAACCCAAAGUUCAAGAGCCAAAGCCUGAACCUGUUCAUGUACCAAAAGCUGUAUUAAAGAAAUCAAAAUCACCUACCCGGCCAGCUCCUACCCGACCUAUCAUCUCAAACCCUAUCCCCAUCACCACGCCUCCCCCCCUCCCGGGUCCUCCAGGUCCUUUUAUUGACCUCCUCCAACCCACAACUUUCAACCCGAACGUACAGGGCGUACAAAGAGAUAUCAGACAUGAUGCAGCAAUACAGGAAUUAGCUGAUGACCCCGACAAGCGGGUUUCGGCGCUCAGAAAGGCGAAGGAGGUGGUUUUGAGGCAGAUGGGGAAGGAGUUUGAGAGUGCAAAUAUGAAUGAGGAGAAGAAAAGGGGUGUUCGGGGUUUGUUUAAGCAGAGUUCUGGAUGGAAGAGUAGUGCUAUGUUGGGGCAUGGACAUGAGAGUCGGACUGCUUUGGUGCCGUUGAUGUUUAGUAGGUAUUGA